AUGUCCGAUCAGAUUCCAUCCCUGUCAUAUCUGGUGGUUCUGGCUGGCAUAUUUCUUCAUGGCUCAAGCAUUCUUCCUAUUCUAGCUAAUAGUAAUGAUGUAGUCACGAUUCGAACAAUAUUUUUUCUUCAUUCCCUUCUUUUAUUCGUGCUUUUCCGUUUUCCAGAAGAAAAUCUUCUUGAUCUAUUUUCUUUCUUUCUUUCUUUCUUUCUUUCUUUCUUUUUUUCUUUCUUUCUUUCUUUCUUCUACUGCUGUUUCUUUCCUUCCCUCUUUCUUUCUUUCUUUCUUUCUUAUUUUCAUAGAACAAUUUUUUAUUUCCUUCGUUCUUUCUUUCUUUUCUUAAAUAAAUCUUUUCCCUUUCUUUCUUCUUUCUUUCUUUUACUACUGUUUCUUUCCUUCCCUCUUUCUUUCUUCUUUCUUUCUUUCUUUCUUUCUUUCUUCUACUACUGUUUCUUUCUUUCUUCUACUACUGCUUCUUUUCUUCACUCUUUCUUUCUUUUCUUUUCUAUUCUUUCUUCUUUUUCUUUCUUUCUUAUUUUCAUAGAACAAUUUUCAAUUUUCCUCCUUUCUUUCUUUCAUUCGUUCUUUUACUACUGUUUCUUUCUUUCUUUUACUACUACUUCAUUCCUUCACUCUUUCUUUCUUUCUUAUUUCUAUAGAACAGUUUUGUUAUUUUCUUUAUCCCUUCUUUCUUUUCUUAACGAACAAUAUUUCUUCAUUUCCUUCUUUUAUUCGCCCCUUUUCCUGCAGCAAAUCUUUUUCCUUUCUUUCUUUCUUCCUUUCUUUCUUUCUUUCUUUCUUUCUUUGUCAAAAAUAGUCUUCUUUCUUUCUUUCUUUCUUUCUUUCAUCGCAGCAAAAAAGGCUCAUUUUCCGACUGUGCAUUUCACAAGCCGUGCCUGCUGCGCCAACACCAACAAAGCCCAGCGCCACGCAUGCCUCUUUUUGUCAUAUUUUUUCUCCUUUUCCCUCCUUUUCCCACAGCCUUUUCUCUUCUUUUACUUUCCUUAUUUUAUUACAUUUUGUCCUCUUACUGCCAUCUUUGCUUACAUCUUAUAUUGUCAUUUUACAACUUUCUUUCUUUCUUUCUUUUUUCUUUCUUUCUUUCUUUCUUUUUUCUUUCUUUCUUUCUUUCUUUCUUUUUUCUUUGUUAUUUUUUCUUUUCAUUUUUCUUCUCUCGCUUUUUCAUUUUCUUUCUUUCUUUCUUUCUUUCUUUCUUUCUUUCUUUCUUUCUUUCUUUCUUUCUUAUUUUGUAUGUUGUCUUUUACCUUUGUUUUCUCUCUUUGUUUCUUCUGA
This is a messenger RNA of Acanthosepion pharaonis, 1293 nucleotides long. The record is from the annotation of a GenBank genome assembly. NCBI's taxonomy places the organism in Eukaryota, Metazoa, Mollusca, Cephalopoda, Sepiida, Sepiidae.